Dovyalis caffra is the source of this 1152-nucleotide messenger RNA. The record is from the annotation of a GenBank genome assembly. Lineage: Eukaryota; Viridiplantae; Streptophyta; Magnoliopsida; Malpighiales; Salicaceae.
AUGAUAGCCAAUGAUCCCCAUCGCAGUGUUAGAGAGCGCAUGGAAAAACUCAAGGUUCCCUUCUCUUUGGAUUCGUCGCCACCACACAAACCUUGCCCCAUUUUCUCUCCACCUCCCUUCCAUCUCAGUCUUAGAGGUUCCCUUUCUCUCCAUUUCGGUGCCAGCAGACUAACCUUGGUCGAUUCCCUCUCCACUUCCACUCCAUCUCAGGCUUGGCAGUCACUGAGAUCAAUAUCAAAUCUUUCAAUCUUCAUCUCUGACUCCAUCAUUAACACCACACAACCAAACUCUAAAAACAAUAUCGUCGACCACCACCACCACAAGCCACCUUCACCAUCACGUUCCUCCUCGUCUAUUUCAACAAACACAAGACACAAUUCUCGGCCAAAAUCAGACUGGGAGAUAACACCGUGCCCUUUGCCAGAAACAAUGCAUAACACUACUCAUAGAAGACGUUUGGCGCCAAUUGUAGAAGGGCUAAUAGGUGGUGGUCUUGUCAUCAUUUCCAAAUGGUGGAGGAAGUCUAAAACAACUAACGAGGAUGUCGAAGUUCCAGCUAAAAUACCUGUUAGGUUUUCAUAUCAAGAUCUACGUGUUGCCACAGAUACUUUCAAGGAAAUAAUUGGAAGAGGAGGCUUCGGGUCUGUGUUCAAAGGAGUACUAGCUUAUGGAACAAGAAUCGCAGUAAAGCGUUUGGAUAACUUAGAGCAAGGAAAAAAGGCAGUUUUAGCAGAAGUUGAGACAAUCGGACGCCUGCACCAUUGUAACUUGUUGAGAUUAAUAGGAUUUUGUUCAGAGAAAUCAUACAAAAUUUUAGUAUAUGAGUACAUGAGUAAUGGAUCAUUAGAUAAUUGGAUUUUUCAGAAUGGCCAUAGACCUUGCCUUGAUUGGCAGACCCGAAAAAAGAUUACACUUGAUAUUGCAAAAGGGCUAGCUUAUCUUCAUGAAGAAUGUCAACAGACCAUAAUUCAUUUCGAUAUAAAGCCGCAGAACAUUCUGUUGGAUCCUAAUUUCAAUGCCAAAAUUUGUGACUUUGGGUUAUCUAAGGCCAUGGAUACAGAAACGGGCCAAGUUGAAAUCUCAGUGAGAGGAACCCCUGGAUAUAUUGCUCCAGAAUGGUGUAAAUUAGCACCAGGUUCUCGAAUCACCUGA